UUAAAUUAUAUUUUGUUACAGUUUCAGUUUGAAAAUCGAAAUAUCAAAAAAUACAAAGUUUAUCACUUGGAUUCUUUAUAAACAUGCCUCAUAUUGAUAAUAAUAUCAAACUUGACUUUAAAGAUGUUCUUAUUCGACCUAAACGAAGUACCAUACGAAGCCGUGCUGAUGUCGACCUUUCAUGGCAUGUGAUUCACCGACAUUCAAAGAAAACAUUUCCAGAGGAUGUAGUUCCAAUCAUAGUUUCCAAUAUGGACACAACAGGCACAUUUACGAUGGCCAAGGAAAUCGCAAAGCAUAAGAUGUUGACUGCCGUACACAAGCAUUAUUCGCUUGAGGAGUGGAAACAAUUUGCCUCUGAAAAUCCUGAUGUUCUUCCGUAUACUAUAGCAAGCUGUGGUAUGAUGAGCAAAGAUGUUGAAAAAAUCACCAGCAUUUUGAGUGGUAUCCCCGACAUCAGAGCAAUUUGCCUUGAUGUUGCUAACGGAUACUCCGAACAUUUUGUUGAAUUUGUGAAAGAGAUCAGAGAGAAGUUCCCAGAACAUAUUGUUAUUGCUGGCAACGUUGUCACAGGCGAAAUGGUGGAACAACUCAUUCUAAACGGAGCUGACAUAGUUAAAGUUGGUAUUGGACCGGGUUCGGUUUGCACCACGCGAAAACAAACCGGAGUUGGAUACCCACAAAUCAGCGCGGUGUUGGAAUCAGCCGAUGCCGCCCACGGGCUGAAGGGACAUGUUAUCUCGGAUGGCGGCUGCACUUGCCCCGGUGAUAUUGCAAAGGCAUUUGGAGCUGGUGCUGAUUUUGUUAUGUUGGGUGGCAUGUUUGCGGGCCACGAUCAAUCAGGUGGUGACCUGAUCGAGCGAGAUGGAAAGAAAUAUAAGAUUUUCUAUGGAAUGAGUUCUUCAACAGCCAUGCAGAAACACGCCGGAGGAAUCGCUGAGUACAGAUCUUCUGAGGGCAAAACGGUCGAAGUACCAUACAGAGGGAAUGUCAAAGACACUGUACUUGAUAUGUUAGGUGGAUUGAGGUCUGCCUGCACUUACGUUGGAGCAUCCAGACUUAAAGAGUUGAGCAGGCGAACAACUUUUAUUAGAGUGACCCAACAGCUGAAUACAGUAUUUAAGUAACUAAUGUUUGGUCAUAGAACAGUGUGUGACCUUUAAAGUUGCCAACCCAUAGUAAGGAAUGAUGUUAAUGUGUAGGCUAAAUAUAUAUUUAAUGGUUGUGAACUUUUGACAAUGUUAGUCAUUGUUAGUCAUUGCGCUAACAUAUUUAACAAUAAACUUUA
This is a messenger RNA of Dendronephthya gigantea, 1288 nucleotides long. RefSeq names its product GMP reductase 2-like. Gene Ontology annotation, molecular function: GMP reductase activity. Gene Ontology annotation, biological process: nucleotide metabolic process. The transcript has 10 exons. Gene Ontology annotation, cellular component: GMP reductase complex. Lineage: Eukaryota; Metazoa; Cnidaria; Anthozoa; Malacalcyonacea; Nephtheidae. Bases 84 to 1127 code for a protein of 347 amino acids. The record is from RefSeq and is a predicted model, not a curated record.